AUGUCUUCUCUGGGCACUGGGAGGUCCAGGCUGGACCUGGCACACGAAAUAGGAACCUGGGAGAGCCCUGAGGUGGGCGGCGAGCAGCCCCUGCCCAGGACCUUCCACAGCUCCUCGGCAGCAGUGGGAGCCUGUCUGUACGUGUUUGGAGGGGGACACAGAGGAGCAGAGCCGGUUCAGGACCAGCAGCUUCACGUGUUUGACACAGCCACCUUGACCUGGUCCCAGCCAGAUACUCAGGGUGAUCCCCCCUCUCCUCGGCAGGGACAUGUGGUGGCUGCAGUUGGGACCAAACUCUUCAUCCAUGGAGGUUUAGCUGGAGAUGUUUUUUACAAUGACCUGUUCUGCAUUGAUACAAUUGACAGGAGGUGGGUGAAGAUCCCAGCCACGGGUGAGGUGCCAGGGGGACGGGCAUCCCACUCCUCUGCUGUGUUUAGGGAGCACUUGUACAUUUUUGGGGGAAUUGGUCCAGAAGGGGCACUCAGCACUACCUACAAGUAUCACACAGAGAAACAGCAGUGGACACUCCUGCAGUUUGACUCCCCUCUCCCUGCUGGGCGGCUGGAUCAUGCCAUGUGUGUCAUUCCCUGGUGUGCUGGGAAGAGUGGAGACAUGGGAGCUGUCACCUGUGAAGAGGAAGCUGGGGAAGAGCCAAGUGUGUCAGCAGGUGACACAGCUGUGCCCCUCCAGAGGAGGGGAGAGCAGGGGGGCUGUGCUGAGGACACAGUCAUGUACCUGCUGUUUGUGUCUGGGGGGAUGGACACCCAGGGGCAGGUGUACCAGGACUGCCUGGUCAGCCUAAUCCCAUAG
Messenger RNA from Chaetura pelagica (chimney swift), 810 nucleotides. It is a transcript of the gene RABEPK, whose product is annotated as Rab9 effector protein with kelch motifs. Gene Ontology annotation, molecular function: protein binding. NCBI's taxonomy places the organism in Eukaryota, Metazoa, Chordata, Aves, Apodiformes, Apodidae. The transcript is spliced from 5 exons. Bases 1 to 810 code for a protein of 269 amino acids. The record is from RefSeq and is a predicted model, not a curated record.